Messenger RNA from Colletotrichum abscissum, 105 nucleotides. RefSeq lists its product as uncharacterized. The transcript has a single exon. The record is from RefSeq and is a predicted model, not a curated record. The coding region runs from base 1 to 105 and encodes 34 amino acids. NCBI's taxonomy places the organism in Eukaryota, Fungi, Ascomycota, Sordariomycetes, Glomerellales, Glomerellaceae.
AUGCGAUCAGUCAAAGCCGGCAUGUCAUCGCUGUCUCCGCCGUGGGCGAGAUUGCGUCUACAGCCGGGUACGGAAAGCUGGCCGGCCACCCAAAGUUCCAAAUAA